Sarcophilus harrisii (Tasmanian devil) is the source of this 2683-nucleotide messenger RNA. RefSeq names its product mucin-5AC-like. Lineage: Eukaryota; Metazoa; Chordata; Mammalia; Dasyuromorphia; Dasyuridae. The transcript is spliced from 9 exons. Bases 185 to 2527 code for a protein of 780 amino acids. The record is from RefSeq and is a predicted model, not a curated record.
UCCUGGACCUGACAAUAUCAUAGGUUCUGCCUGGAGGAGGUAUUGAGAGUGGAGGGCUUAAAGUCAACAGCUGGCAGAGCUUCAUUCCCUGUGCUUCCUGUCCCAAAGUUUCCUGUUUUGUGCCCAGGUGUUGGGCCAGCUUUCUCAGGCUUAGGCUUGCUGUCUUUUUCAAUCCAGUUGAGUCAUGGAGAGACAGCUUUUGGGGAGUUUGCUACUGCUGCUGCUACAGCUGACCUUAGCCUCUGAAACUGCUGAUCAGCAUGAUCAGCAAAUGGAUCAAUCUACUGGUCCUGGCAUAUCAUGUAACUCAGUCCUACAAACCAGCAGCACUGGGGUAACCACGACUCUUGCAACUACUGGGAUGACUACAACAACAGCCUCAACAGCGAUCACCACUAAUGGGACAGCCACUUAUAUGACGACACCCAUGGCUGAUAACCAAGAAGGGAGUUUUACUACAAGCUCAUCCUCCACUGUAGUCGCCACAACCAGGCAGGACGUGGUUCCAUCAAACAUUACAGUGAGCUCUAUAUCCAAAAACAAGAUGGAGACUACUCAGCCUGCAUCUACGCAGCUCAUGGAAGCAGCCAACACAAGUGGCAGGAGAAUAACUAAUGAGAAUGCUGUACCUGAGACAAAAGCUACACUUAUAACCUCAAUGGUCCCCGUAACUUCUGAGAACACAGAUUCAUCAACAACCAAGGGAGCCUCAGACAAGGUUAAUGGGAUGAUCAAAGUUAGACCCAUAGCCUCAACUACAGUUGCCACAAAAGAACAAGGCUUGAUUCAAACAACAGCUGUGAUAAAUUCUCUGCUUAAAAGCUCAGAGGGAACAUUUCCAACUCUAACUUCAACGACAGCUGCCUCCAUAGUGAAGGAAGGUGAAUCUGUAUCUAAGACCAUAGAAGGGACCCCUACAGGUAUUCCCCCACACUCUAUGUGGACAACCACCCGUGCUGAGAUAAAUGGACCAACAAAGACCAUCAUGUCUAAGACUAAUCCUCUAUCUGUAACCUUAACAACAAUCACCACAAAGAACCGGUUUCCAUCUAUCAAAAAGAGUUCUAGUCUUGAGACAACCAAUGCUACAUCCCUGACUUCAAUGACAGUAACUGAGUCCCUGAAAGAGACAGCUGAUGUUACACCCACUUACCCCCAAAAAACAACCACCAGUGCUGAGACCUUGGGGAUGAUGACUACAUCUGAAACCAAAGCUGGGACCACAGUUCCAACAAUAGCAGACACAAUGAAGGACACGAUUUUUUCAGUAGCCACAAUGAUCUCUGGGUCUCAGACCAAAGGAGGGACCAUCAUGCACACACCCAUAGGUUCUGUGAAUCUGACAGUCGAUACUAGGGUGGCUAUAAAUCGUACAGCAUCGCUUACCACUACAACACUCAGUGCCCGUUCCUCUGGGACAAAUUCAUUCCCCAUUAUGCCUGUGGCCAGUAGUUCUUUGCCAGAGAUGGGCAGUCCCUGUGCCUCAGAUGAAUACCCUAGCACCACCCUAGAGAAAAACUGUAUAUGCAAUAGCAGCUACUAUGCUCACCCAGAAGUGAAUAAUGUGACAGUGGCCCUUUUUUGCCGACCUUGGGAGAUUGAAGUAUCCCUCAGCCAAUGCUUCCUGAAAAAACAUGGCUGGGUCCAAGGAGAUGCCCUCUUUCCAGGAUGUUCUGGGGUCAGCAAGAUCGUUCGUGGUUGGAGAACCAUCACCUUCGUGAUGAAGAGAAAUGAGAACACAUGUGGACUUAAGCUUUCUACCAAUACAAGCCAUGCUGUAUAUUCUCUAACUGUCCAGCUCCCUCCAGUCUCUCAUGGUUCUGAGAUCUCCAAAGGUUCCACUGAUAUCACCUUCAGUUGUGUGUACCCAUUGGUAGUAAAUGUGAGCCAGAAGGAACCCCCACAGAUGGCUCCCUCACUACACUCCAAAAUCCAUGUUGUAGGCACUGGAGAAUCCACCAUCACCUUGUCCUUUUUCACUGACGCCCAGUACUCUUCCUUGCUUGUGGACCAGCCUGUGGCCCUCAACACAACAUUAUAUGUGGCCCUAGAAGCCACCAAUGCUGAUCCAGAACGGUUUGUUCUGGUGGUCAAUGCUUUCUUUGCCAGCAUCAACGCUUCUGGGCCUUCAGCCCCUGAGAGUACCUACUACUUUGUGCAACAGAGCUGCCCAGUCAGUGACAAGUUACUCAUGCAGCCAAACACAACUGGGGAUUCCUUGAAAGUGAAGCUGGCCUUCCGUGCGUUCCGUUUCUUCUCCAGCGAUGUCUUAUAUUACCACAGCCAUGUGACACUGUGUGACAAGCUGGGAAAGAGCUCCUGCCAACCUAACUGUACUAGGAUGCACCAGAAACAGAGGAAGUGGGUUGAGCUGAAAUACCAGAACAAGAAUGGGAGUGGUUGGCUAACAUAUGGGCCAGUCCGGUUCCAAGAUUCUGAUCCUUCCCACAACAGGGCCCCAACAGGACCUAUGAGGAUUUGGCUGACAUUCUUUCUCCUGGUGGUGAUCAGUUGGAUGCUGGCAUGAGAUUCCCACUUCCCUACCAUCCUUUUCCAAGGAUCUAUUAGGAAAUAAACCCAUGUAACUUAGAAGUGGAAUGUCUGUGUCUUCUAAGUUGGUAGCUAGAGAGAGCGCCAGUCUUUCCAAGUUAAUCAGUAUCAGGGUUUCCCCAUCUCAGUUACU